AUGACAACUCCAAAAGACACCAAACCUCUCCCCAUCCAGACUGCCACUAGCUCCUCGAACUACGCCCACGCCCAGGAGACCAAAUCCGCUACAUCCUCCGGCUCACCUACGUCAGCUGGCAGCCACACAGCGAAGAUGCCCGACGGCCGACGGAACUCCCAAGGCGAGAUCCUUGGAAGUCCUGUGGAGGCCUGGAAGCCGAAUUUCAAGAGGGUGCAGAGCUGGAGUAGGGAGGAGUAUAAGAGGGCUGCGUAUCAGAACGAGAUGGUUGAGGAGCCAGGACAGGGAACGGGUUUUACAGAGGGCGGAGAGGGAUCCAGACGGGUUUAG
Cadophora gregata is the source of this 330-nucleotide messenger RNA. RefSeq lists its product as uncharacterized. Lineage: Eukaryota; Fungi; Ascomycota; Leotiomycetes; Helotiales; Ploettnerulaceae. Bases 1 to 330 code for a protein of 109 amino acids. The transcript has a single exon. The record is from RefSeq and is a predicted model, not a curated record.